Messenger RNA from Musa acuminata AAA Group (dessert banana), 3329 nucleotides. RefSeq names its product disease resistance RPP13-like protein 4. The transcript has a single exon. NCBI's taxonomy places the organism in Eukaryota, Viridiplantae, Streptophyta, Magnoliopsida, Zingiberales, Musaceae. The record is from RefSeq and is a predicted model, not a curated record. The coding region runs from base 705 to 2636 and encodes 643 amino acids. Gene Ontology annotation, biological process: defense response to other organism.
UCUUCUAUUUCUGUAACGAGAGAUGUGAAACCAUAUCAAAUUUAGCUGCUUUUCUAUCACUGGACUCAUAUAGCUGUACCCUCUGCACUAAACUCGCUAGCAGGGAGCAAAUAGGCCAACUAGAAAACAAGACUGAUCCAUAUCGAAGCCAAGGUUGAUCUGUAAGCAUCAACUGCUCAGAACAAUUGCUCUCUCAUUUCAUUCCGGGUUUCUUUUGUUUCACCUAUUUAUUUAUUCACAUAUUUAUAUCAAUUAAAUUGUGGACACAGGCUUCACCCUACGUCGGAGUAUGGACCAAUCAGCGGAUUCCGGGGAUUUGAUGCCACACCGUUGCUUCAUUGCCCAGUUCGAUGGAGCUAGAAAAUGACAUCGACGUGACGCGGCGUGGCUGUGGUCGAGUGGAAGUUUCCUAUUUGGUUCGGUCGUGGCACCAAAGUCCAACGGGGGGUUUACUUCCGCGAAGAUGCACUCGUAAGUCAGAGGCCACCAGAUGAUAAGUCUGCUGAGCCUUUUGACCCACAUGUGAUGACCGAAAUGAACUGGCAAGUGCGCUACCAGGAACUUUCUCUGCCAAAUGGGGGGAGUUAGAUCAACAAGCUCUCCUUUCUCUCCCUUCGAACUCGAGAUAAAGGAAAGAGAUCUUUCCGUGUAUCCGUAGUGCUGUUAGUCAUCACCAACUCCACAUCCUCACUCGCUGAUCGAGGAUGUCGAAGGAAGGAAUUAUUGAGGUCGUGGUUUCCCCAUUGUUGAAGCAUCUGGAGAAUGCCAGGCGCCGUGUUCUGGAAGUCGAGGGAAGUGAUGCAAUCUCGGAGAUCAUCUCACUGUUUGACAACAUCGGAAGCGAUAUUCGAGACAUGGAGGAUGUCUUCCGGCGAGCAGAGCGAUGGGAAAAGGACGUGGUACGCGAUUUUGGAGUGGUUGCUCGACUAGUCGACGACAUCUUGGAAGAAGAUUGCACCCUCCCCAAGUUCCAAUCCAAGCUUCGAGUCAUCGAUGCGGAGAUCUCCGACCUGAGAGGCCGCGUGACUCCACCGCUCCAACUACCUCCCGUCGAGAGUUCAGCUGCGGCAUCGUCUGGGAGUCUUCCUUCGAUGUUCAGCUCCCUGCAAGCAUCCCAAGAGUGGCGACGGCUGGAAUUGGAUAAGAAGAUCUUUGAAAGCAGCACCAUCUCUAAUCUUCUGGUGAGCUACGAGAACCUCGACCUUCAGUUGAAGUUAUGCUUGCUCUGCUUCUCUAUUUUCCCAGAGAAUGCACUCCUAAAGAAAAGGCUUAUGAUCUACUGGUGGAUCGGGGAGGGACUAGUAACCCCGAAGAGGGGGAAGACUGCCGAGGAGAUCGGAGAGGAUUGCUUGAGGAAGCUAAUCAUGAAUGGAAUGGUCGAGCCAGUAUUCAGGAAACGGAGCUCGGCCAUAGAGUACUGCAAGGUGCAUCCAUGGACGAGACGAAUGCUUAUUUCUGUGGCCAGGAGAAAUCAGUUCUUUGACUUCGACUCGGAAGGAGUUCCUCGGUCAGACUUCUCUGUGAGCCGUCAUGCUUGCUUGGUGACCGCCAGGGGAGGGGAUUCGCAGCAAACCCUCUCGAGGGGCCAAUCCAAUGCCAGUGAAUUGAUUGCGCUGUUCAACGUCGACGAGCAAUAUCUGAGACUCGACAAGAGCUGGUUCUCAGAGAUGAGGAAGAUCAAAGUGCUGCAACUCGGAAGGUGGCAGAGACAAGCGAAGCACCAUAUCGAGGUGGAGAGCACGGAGUUCUUGGAAGGACUGGGGGGGUUCAAGCACUUGAGUUACCUCUCCUUCCAAGGCAUUUCCAGAAUCACAGAGCUGCCGGCAUCCAUUGGCAAGGUCUCCAAUUUGAGGAUCUUGGAUCUCCGGGCGUGCCACAACUUGGAGAAACUGACAUCAGGGAUCACAAACCUGAAGAAACUGACCCAUUUGGAUGUGUCGGAGUGUCACCUGCUAGAGUUCAUCCCCAAGGGGAUCAGCUCACUGUCACAGCUCCAAGUGCUGAAGGGAUUCGUCGUCGGUGACUCGAGAAGCAAGCACCCGUGUCGACUCAACGAGCUGGCCAAAUUGGAGAAACUGAGGAAGCUGAGUAUGAUCAUAGGGAACAAGGUGACAGUGACAGAGGAUGAGCUUGGCGAUCUGAAAAGCUGCAGAGCCCUUCGCUCGUUAACCAUAACAUGGAUCGUAUUGCCACCUAAGAAGGCAGUUUCGAGGCUAACAAGGAUGGCGACUAUGACAAUGACAUCACUCUCCCUUCCCGUUGGUCUUGAGAAGCUCGAUCUUCGAUGCUUUCCGGGUAAGCUGGCACCAGAAUGGUUGAAUCCUUCUGCGUUGAGGAGCUUGAAGAAGCUGUACCUCAGAGGAGGGACGCUGAAGAGCCUUGGGCUGGAAAGAUUCCCACCGACUUGGAAUGUGGAGGUGCUACGUCUCAAGUUUCUAAGUGAAUUGGAGGUGGAAUGGUCUCAAAUACGAGCAAGCUUUCCAGGCCUCGUUUACUUGGAGAUCUUCCAAUGCAGCAGACUUCGAUCCUUCCCAUGCGAUGAAGAUGGAGUGUGGGUGAAACGUGGUAGGCAGACAUCUAGUCCGGCAGCACGAGGACUUGAAGAGGAUGACCAAAGGUAUCAGAUGGGCAGUUAAUGGCCUCUAUCAUUUCUUCCUUUAUUUCUUAGUUUUUAACUUUUUUACUUAUUAAUCAAUUGAGCUACUGAAUCGAGGGAUAAAACGAAUCACAAGGAUCACUAGGUGAAUAUUAAAAGGAGAUUGACCUCUAUUAUUCUAUUAUAUUUUGAUCAUGUUAAGGUAGAUUUUGGAUGUUUGAUGGGUUGAAGAUUCAAAGUUAAUCUGGGUUCGGGAUCAAAACUUAUCACAAGUCUCAAUGUCGAGGAUAGUCAAAUUUAAUCAAGUUUUCUGUAAAAAUUAUGUCAAGAAUAUGCUUGACAAGGGCUAGUUGGAUGCUUAAACUAAUAAGUGGGUUUAGAGGAUGUGAAGAAAUAUCUCUUUAGAGAGUCCUUUUAUAUAUAUAUAAGGCUUUUUUAUAUUAAUUUUUAAUAACGAAUAAGAGUAAGUAAAUACUUGUUUGGUAUGAUAAUUGUGUAGGAUCAUUGGACAUUACUUGAAUGUAAAGAGUUUGGUCAAACUAAAGUAUUACGAUUGGCGUAGUUAUAUGUUAUAUUAAUUUGGUGGGGUAUUCGAUCGACAUGUUGGGCUAACAAGAUAUCUUAAAUGAUUUGCACUAGUGAUGACCUAAUAUUCAAUCAUACAUGAUAGAUCGUCCUAUCGUAUAUCCCUCCAUUAUGUUUUGGCACGUGUUAAAAUAUAGUGUUUCAAUUA